CACCGCGGUGGUUUAUUUUUUGACGAGGUUAGUGAUAAGUUUAUUUCGAAAUUAUUGUUUUCCUCAUUGAAUUGUUGAAAACAAAUACUCGAAUAUGUGUUAAAAUUAACAGUUAUAAGUUAGCAAACAAGUUUUAUUUAACAUAACGGCAAUGUUCAUUCAGCUUUAGCGUUCAUUGAAAGGACGCGUUAUUUGAGAAUUUUCUGAUAAACUUACGUUCGGAUUUCAAAGUGCUUUUCAAGCGAUUUAACCAUUGGAAUUGCGGGAGAAUGGUUUUGGCAAAGGGCCUGAAGCCCACACAGGUGUUAGCGGUGAUCUUGAGCGUCCGGAUCCUGUCGGUGUUCCUGGUGCAGACCUGGUACGUGCCCGACGAGUACUGGCAGACCCUGGAAGUGGCUCACAAGCAAGCAUUUGGAUAUGGAGUCCUAACCUGGGAGUGGCAGAAAGGGAUCCGAAGUUACUUGUACCCCAGUGUCAUAGCAGUUCUGUAUACCAUACUGAAGUUUACUGGCUUGGACUAUCCACAGGCUGUGAUUUUCACUCCCCGAAUCCUCCAAGCAUUACUAAGCACGGCGGCAGACUACAGCUUCUAUAAAUGGACGGGAGGCAGAAAGUGGGCCUUGUACCUCAUCCUGACAUCUUGGUUCUGGUUCUACACGUCGGGUCGGACGCUGCUGCAAACUUUGGAGACUGUGCUGGUCACCAUAGCCCUGUCCAAAUUCCCCUUCAAAGCGGGAAAACUUGCACAGUAUGAAAAAGAGGACAACAGCUGGGUGUGGCUGGCGUGCCUGUCGGUGUUCGUGCGGCCGACGUCCGCGCCGCUGUGGGCCGUGCUGGGCGCCUACAACUUGGCCACCACCAACCAGGGCCGGCCGCAGCUGUUGCUGAAGACUUAUCUGCCUAUUGUGCUGGUGUCAAGCGCAGCGCUCAUCGCCCUGGACUCGUUCUGCUACGGAAGGUUAAUUGUUACCCCCUGGGAGUUCUUCAGAUAUAAUGUGCUUCAGGAUGUUUCCUCCUUUUACGGGACACACCCAUGGCACUGGUACAUAACGCAAGGCCUGCCGGCCGUGCUGGGCGUCAACAUAGUGCCGGUGGUGUUGGGCGUCGUCGCCGUGCUGCGGAGGCCCCGCGAAAACCGGAUCGGGCUGGUGCUGCUCGCCGCCGCCGCGCUGCACGUGGCUGUGCACAGUUUGAUACCGCACAAGGAGUUCCGCUUCGUGCUGCCGCUGCUGCCCAUCCUCCUGUACCUGGCCCAAGACGUGUUGGUUCCGUGGAGCAGGAAGGCGUUCAAGUGGCAGCUGUACCUGGCGGCGGCGGCGCUGCUGGCGGGCAACCUGGUGCCCGGCCUGUACCUCGGCCUGCUCCACCAGCGCGGCGCCAUCGACGUGAUGCCGCUGCUGCGAGAUGCUGUCCCCAACAACCGCUCGUCCAUACUGUUCAUGAUGCCGUGCCACUCCACGCCGCUCUACAGCCACCUCCACGUGAACGUGACGACGCGCACCCUCAACUGCGACCCCCCGCAGCGCGGCGAGAUGUACGAAGCCGAGGCCUUCUACAACAACCCCGCGCGCUGGUGGCGCCUGGAGUACUCCACCCGGCAGCCCCCCGCGCUGCUGGUGCUGUUCGACGUGCUGCGCGGCCGGGUGGAGGAGCUGCUGCGAGGGUACAAGCUCAUCCACGAGCUGCCUCACACGCAGUUCCCGGAACGCGAAGUCGGGGAGAAAAUACUAGUGUAUCAGAAAAUAGAAGCGCAGGCGCGCGCGCAGCCCUCGGACGACAUCGUGCAGUGAUCCACCACCACACACAGACGACGUGGCGUGGUCGGUCGCCACAGACGGACGAACGCACUGUUAGUAUAAUGUACUAGUAUCAUAUCGUCCAUGCGCAUCAACAUAUACGCAUUUGAUUUCACUUUCCACAUAUAUUUUUUUCAGUUUUUUUAAAUGAUUUUUUUUUUCAAUAAUUUGUAUUAUAAAAUUUAACUAAAAUCUAAAUAAAAAUAAAUUAGAUGAACAAACGAUUAAUGUAUUUUUUUAGUAAAAUAAUCCCUUCAUAAACUUUAUGAAGGGAUAGGAUUUUGAGAUUUAUCAGAUUAAGUAGUUAGAAUUUUGUUAGAAUAAGAUCCUUUAGGGUCUAUUUUCAAUAGCCAAUUAUAACAAAAUGAUGACGAUUUUAUAUUAAAAAUCUAAGAAAUGUAAUUUUUGUCGUCUAUUAAAGUUUAUUCAGUGAUUCAAAAAUCAAUGUGUAAUAUUUCACUCAAUUAUUUAUAUCGUACAUAAGCACAAUUAACACAAUGGCGUGGUGUUAUACUAUCAUAUUGUUAUAAUACAAUAUUUUAUACUAUUACAAAUUACUAUUUAUGAAAAUAGUAAGGCUUUUUCAACAAAUUAUGACAUUUUUCAAUGUAUAAUUCAGAAUUUGACAUUUAUUUUCCCCAAUGCAUUUUCUUAUAAUAGUUUUAUUGGAGUGUAUUCAUCGAGAAAGCUGCAUUCUGUACAACAAAGCCGCCGGCUUUAGUGUGUUGAGCUGAAUUAUGUCCAGAUUUAUAUACAAAUUAAAUAUUAUGUUAAGUAUAGAUAGAUUUUUGUACAAAUACAAUUAGAAUUUCGUCCUGUGUCUGGAUCCAAUAGAUUUAGAUUUAGACGUAAGUUAUGAAAUAUGACUAUCUGUCAAUUGCGUCACACAAUUUUUACAGUUAUUGACUGAUCGAAAAACUACAUGACAUUAGCAGCCAUAGAUUGAAAUAGUUGUGAUUGGCUGAAUUUCUGUUAUUCUUGCUGCAAACGUGCGUUUUAGCCAAUAGCGUGAGAGCGUCGGCCAAACUUCGGCGCUCACGCCCCUAAGUUGCCUCAUGUAUGACGUAAUUGAUACAUACUCUGAAUUUAUACUAGAAAUGAAAAUCACUCAUUUUAUUUAUGUUUUUGGUUUGGAAUUUUGAUUUCUAAAUUUAAGAGUAAUUAAUUAUCAAUUAUUUUUUAAUUUUAAGAGCGAUAAUUCAAAUUUCGCAAAGAUCGCAUGUUAAUUUUGGCAUUUCAUACUUUAAUAUAUUUUGUAAGAAAAUCUUACAAAAAAUCCAUAGUUUUUUAACUUGGUUAUUACAGGUGUCUCUAAUUUCUUAACGAAUUAUUUAACAACUGACUUGCCAAAGCUGAACAAAACUUAGAUUAAACAUUAUUAUAGACAAAUGCUAACCAAUAACAACGCUGUCCUUUAUUGCUACCACCGACAAAUUCACAAUAGAUUUUAGAAAUCGCUGCUUCCGAAUUAGUUUUUAGUAUUCCUAAAGGUUCCCGCCACUGGUUGUUGUGAAUGUUUAUGACGUCACAUUUCAUUAUUUCAAACAAGCUUUCAUACUAAGCGCGCGACGUUUGACGCAACACCUCCAUUGUAAGUACAUUGCAAAGAGAACAUAGACACUGCAUUGUAAUUUGUAGUGUACCUACAGUGGGCGAUGCACUUUAGCCCAUUUUUGUCUCUAGUACUUUUAAUUGUUUUAGAUUAAUUUUCUUGGCUAUCUUUUAACGCUAAUCUCUAAGUUAUAACAUAAUUUGUAUUGUUUUAAUAAUUAUUUUAUUUCCUUCGAAUUGCAAUGAGUUUAGAUAGAUUAUAAUAUAAUUUUUUCGUGUUUCUAGUAAUGUAAGAUAUCGUAUUGUAAGAUAUUUGUAUUUACGCCCUGGCAUAUACAAAAGGUACGGGGGAGGGAAGAACCCGAAUGUUCACUACAAUUCGUUAUUUAGGUACACUACGUAUAGGCGCUUACUUACUGAAAAGUACUUUACACAAUUUCCUUAAUUCAUGGAUCUAAACGCCAAGUGAGAUCGAUAUCGCGAGUUUUUGAGCAAGUCUUAUCCAAUACUUACGCGUCAAUGAAAAAUAAAGGGAUCCUAAAAUUGACCGUGAUCUUUAGAGAUCUCUAAAAGAUCCUGUGCUCUAGAGAUCCUUGCAAGAGACCUAUGUCCAGUAGUGGACAAAUUAGAAAAAAAAAACUGGUCCUGUCCUCCCCUUACCUGAGAACGGGAUACAUCCAUGUCGGCCGCCUUGCUCAACACGAAAGACGAGUAUAUUAGGACCUAUUGUCUUAUUAACUACUGGAUUAACAUACAAAGUAUAUUCAUUAAUUAUAUUAGGUGUAAUAUUUAUACCUGAAGUAAGAACGUGUUCAUCUUUUUGACUGACGGUUUACGUGUUUAUGAAGUAUUUUUGUUUGUAACUUAAAUUAUAUAAAGCCACUAUUUAGUGGUAAGCAGUGCUGUGUUGCCUCUAUGGCAUAUAUAGAAGUAUAAAUUCACUUGUAUUUUACUAGUGCUAAGACGGUAAAGUAAGUAACUAUACUAUUUUUGUGCCAAAUAUUUCAGUAAUGUAAAUUUUAAAGAUGUUCGCAUCUAACAUACUUAAUCAAAAUAAUGAAAUCUGUAUAAAAAUAUUUAGUUAAGCUUUUGAAAGUAUAGUUCAUACAAAGUGUCAUGCGCCAUUUUCUAUGGCUCAAUAAUGUCAUGUCUAAAAUACUGUUCACCUUUAGAAUAAGGAAAAAUAACGAUUAAAAUGGCGCUUGAGGAGCCAUUCUUUACGCUUUAUAUUAUAUAACAAUGAUAUCGAAUUUAAUCAUCUACUGGCCACUUAAACAAAAAUCUUUAAAUACGUGAACCGUUUACUUAUAGAACAAUUUGGAGCAAUAAUUUGACUUGGUAAUUAAUUUUGUAGUAAUGUUGUUUUUUUGUGUAAGUAAGUAAAAGAUGUCUUCUAUUUGAAGUGUGAAUUUUAAUAAAGAAUUUAUUUUUAAA
Maniola jurtina (meadow brown) is the source of this 4781-nucleotide messenger RNA. It is a transcript of the gene PIG-B, whose product is annotated as GPI mannosyltransferase 3. Lineage: Eukaryota; Metazoa; Arthropoda; Insecta; Lepidoptera; Nymphalidae. Gene Ontology annotation, cellular component: endoplasmic reticulum membrane. The record is from RefSeq and is a predicted model, not a curated record. Gene Ontology annotation, biological process: GPI anchor biosynthetic process. Gene Ontology annotation, molecular function: alpha-1,2-mannosyltransferase activity. The coding region runs from base 270 to 1790 and encodes 506 amino acids. The transcript has 9 exons.